Messenger RNA from Sodiomyces alkalinus F11, 1619 nucleotides. RefSeq names its product WD domain-containing protein. Gene Ontology annotation, cellular component: eukaryotic translation initiation factor 3 complex, eIF3m; cytoplasm. Lineage: Eukaryota; Fungi; Ascomycota; Sordariomycetes; Glomerellales; Plectosphaerellaceae. Gene Ontology annotation, biological process: cytoplasmic translational initiation. The coding region runs from base 225 to 1235 and encodes 336 amino acids. The record is from RefSeq and is a predicted model, not a curated record. Gene Ontology annotation, molecular function: RNA binding; protein binding; translation initiation factor activity. The transcript is spliced from 5 exons.
GGACCAUCGCGGGGGGUGAAGGAAAUCGGUGCCCCACCGAAACCCACAACCAGCGACGCCCAUUGCUUGUGUCUGAGGCCAAAAAUUCAGCUCUGCGGCACCACGACAUCACGACCGACUCCAAAAGGCGAACCUCCCACGCCUCCACUCCCCUCGACCUACCUCGUGCCGACAUCCCUAUAGAUCCAUUCGUUUCUUUCCAUUCCAGUGGAACGAGAUUCAAUAUGAGGCCCGUUCUUCUAGCUGGUCAUGAGCGAGCGCUCACCCAGAUCAGGUACAACCUCGACGGCGACCUAAUCUUCUCGACGGCAAAGGAUCAGCACAUUUGUGCUUGGUACGCGCAUAAUGGCGAGCGUCUCGGGACCUACCACGGUCACGUCGGCGCCAUCUGGACCGUCGAUGUCGACCCCACUAGCACUAUGAUCGCUUCGGGCUCUGCCGACAACACCAUGCGCCUCUGGGACGUCAAGACGGGCAAGAACCUCAAGACGUGGGAGUUCCCUACCGCCGUCAAGCGUGUCGAGUUCAACGAGGAUGGCACGAAGCUAUUGGGCGUCACCGAGAAGCGCAUGGGCUACCUAAGCAACAUCGUUGUCGUCGACAUCAAUCCGGAUGUCAACGCCGAACAGAGCGACGAGAAGAUUCUUACCAUCGUCUGCGACGAGAGCAAAGCCACAGUCGCCGGCUGGAGCUACUUGUCCAAGUUCAUCAUCGCUGGCCACGAGGAUGGCUCCGUAUCACAAUACGACGCCAAGAACGGCGAUCUCCUCUACAAUGUCUCGGUGCACGAGCUCAACACCCCCGUGACCGACCUGCAGUGGUCUAACGACCGCACGUACUUCAUCACGGCCAGCAAAGACAAGACUGCCAAGCUCAUCACUGCCAAGGACCUUGAAGUUCUCAAGACUUACGUCUCCGACACACCGCUAAAUAGCGCUGCCAUUACUCCCAAGAAGGACUUCGUCAUUCUAGGCGGUGGCCAGGCCGCCAUGGACGUCACCACCACCUCCGCAAGACAGGGCAAAUUCGAGGCCCGCUUCUAUCACAAGAUUUUCGAGGACGAGAUUGGCCGUGUCCGCGGCCACUUUGGCCCUCUUAACACCGUAGCAGCAGAUCCCACUGGCAAAGGUUACGCAAGCGGAGGAGAGGACGGCUACGUCCGUGUCCACAUGUUCGACAAGGGCUACUUCGACUUCAUGUACGAGGUUGAGAGGGACAGACAGAACCGGCUGUAAAGCAGCACCUCAGUCUCUCCAGUCGUUCUCCUUGGGAGAUUCGUCUUCGCCGCCUUUCGGGAAGCUUGCAUGGUACGGCGUUUUGGGAUUACGAAUCGCGUUGGGGAAGGCCAGUUCGUUGGGAUGUGUUUUGUAAUUUAGGGUGGGCACGAAAAUGGAAGGGCUCUCAUCCGGGGUGAUGAUGUCGCCCCAUGAUAGACGAUAUUCAUAUCUUGUUGACGUCCGCCUUCGAGCCGUGGUUACCAAGACCAUGUGAAUGGAUCUGAAGUUCCAACUACUAUCUCAUCGGGUCGUGCAAGCUUGUAUCAGGACAGACCCAACAAACUGCGCAAUCAUGGAUAGAAAUAAUCGAACCAGGUGAUCAACGCAAUAUUCUACUCUAGC